Cuscuta campestris is the source of this 1416-nucleotide messenger RNA. The record is from the annotation of a GenBank genome assembly. NCBI's taxonomy places the organism in Eukaryota, Viridiplantae, Streptophyta, Magnoliopsida, Solanales, Convolvulaceae.
CCUAAAAGGAACAAAUAUUUCUGUUUCUUUUCCAUCAAUUCCCCUCUUUUUUCAUUUCAUUUUUUUGGUUCCAUAGUUUAUUUUUAGGUGAAUUUUGUGGAGAAAAGAAUAUUUUCUCAAAAAAGUAUUUUUAAGAGAAGUGGUUUCUAAAGAAAAGUACUCCGUAUAUGGUACGUUUUCCAAAAUCUCCAUAUAGUUUACAUUGUUUGAUAGCAGAGAUUUAGGGGGGUGUAUUCAAUUGAGAUUGUAUUGGAUUUUUUUAGACUCUAAAAAGUUAGUGAAUUUAGAAAGUCAAUAGAUUCCAUGUAGAGUUUGUCCAACUUUUUUAUUGAUUUGAGAUAGAUUUCAUAGAGUCCAUGGAUUUUUAUUUUGAGGUGCAUUCCCUUCUGGCAAUCCGGCAUAUAGAUUGGGAGCAAAGACUCCAUGCCAGCAAAGACUCCGAUCCGGCCAUGACAGCUGCAAAAUUUGAGAAGACGGAGGAAGAAGAAAGAAACAAGAAGCCAUUAAUGGAGGACAUGAAUUGGGAGCAAAAACUCCAUGCCCUAACCCACAUCAUAACCAGCCCCGCGCCGUCACCGCCGCCGCUCCACUCACAGUACUUCAUCGCCGCCCAAGUCCCCUGCUACCUCAACUGGCACUACCCGCCACUCCUCUACCCCAAGCCCCUCAUCCACCCCAAGUGGGCCCUCUCCUUCUUCCUCAGGAACCUUUCCGUCGGCUCUGAGCGCCCGAAAAACUCGUGGAGGUCAAAAUGCCCAUACAAUGUCCCGCCGCUGGUGGUGCUCGUCGGAGGAGUGGAGGCGGCGGCAUGGGGGGAUGAGGAGAAGAGGAGAAGAUGAUGGAGCACGAGAGGAGAAGGCAAAAGUUAUAAGAGAACUGAUAAAAAAAAUACUUUUGUUUGUCUUAUAAGAGCUUCAAGAUUGAUCCCCCGAAGUAUAUUAGCUUCCCUCCAGCCUCUCGUUAACAGAUGCGCUCGAAUAGCUGGAAGUCUGAAACCAUCUCUGUCUUUCUUGACCCAAAGAGUGAAAAGAAUGAAGAAAAAUAAACUUUGAUCUACUGCAGCAAAACUUGCAGUUAUGCCUAUAGAGAAAAGUAUGCAAUAUGUAAAACCUAAUUAAGAGAAAAAACACAUGAAACAUCCCAUUCCAUCUGUACGUAUGAGAAGAGAAGAUAAAUAAUAAUGAUCAAUGGCUUUAAGAGAAGCACUUGAUAUCUAAAUGGCUCAGAAAUAUACGAUAUGAUUUCAACAUAAAGUUUGGUAAAUACUCUGUUAUCUUGUAAAAGUAUUUGUAAAUACAGUUUAUCAUCUAUUUUAACUAAUAACAUUGUCUUGAAAAAAUGACAAUAUGUAUUCGCCUCUGAUUAAUCAAUGGUCUAGAAAAUGCUAUUUGCAUGUAAUCAACUCUUAAGAUUUGC